AUGUAUUUAUAUCUAUCUAUCUAUCUAUCUAUCUAUCUAUCUAUCUAUCUAUUACGGUUUGUUCCUAUCUAUCUAUCUAUCUAUCUGUCUAUCUAUUACGGUCUGUUCCUAUCUAUCUAUCUAUCUAUCUAUUACGGUCUGUUCCUAUCUAUCUAUCUAUCUAUCUAUCUAUCUAUCUAUCUAUUACGGUCUGUUCCUAUCUAUCUAUCUAUCUAUCUAUCUAUCUAUUACGGUCUGUUCUUAUCUAUCUAUCUAUCUAUCUAUCUAUCUAUCUAUUACGGUCUGUUCCUAUCUAUCUAUAUCUUUAUUUCAGUCCUUUUUUUUUCAAAUUUACACAUUCUCUAUUCAUUUCUUUUUUCUCCUUUAUUCUCUUUUUCUUUUCUUUCCGUCUUUCUCUUCUUUUCUCUUCUUUCUUUUUUCUCUAUAUUUUCUUUCCUUUCUUUCUCCCUUUUUUUCGCUUGCUCUCUUUCCUUUGUAAUCUUUUUCUUUCAUUCUUCUCUUUAUUUCCUUUCCUUGUUUUCUCUCUCUUUCCCUAUCAUUCUCUUAUUCUUACUCUUUCUCAAUGUCCUCGACUUUCUCUCUUGUUGUCACGCGGUCAUUUUUUUUAUAAGAUUUGAGAAUGGAGAGGCUUUAUCAAUCCAUCUGCCUCUGUCCUGUCGUCACAUUCGCUUCUCGCAGCUGUCAUGA
Acanthosepion pharaonis is the source of this 687-nucleotide messenger RNA. The record is from the annotation of a GenBank genome assembly. NCBI's taxonomy places the organism in Eukaryota, Metazoa, Mollusca, Cephalopoda, Sepiida, Sepiidae.